ACUACGGCCAUUAUUUUCCGCCUGCUCUUUCCGGAUCACGAUGCGGACCGUAAAUACGGAAUGCAAGAAGCUCGACUCGCGCAAUACCUAGCUGAGAUCAUCGGCGUCUCAACAUCUCCUGGGGGCAGGGGCAACGCUCUCGUCAACUGGAACGGUGAAAAUGCGAUCGGCUGCCUCGGAAAUGAGGUACAAGACGUCUUAGAGAAGAGCACAAGCACAACGGAAAACACUCUUAGUAUAUAUCAGGUUGACGCGCUGCUCACUGAGCUCGCGGCUACAUGUGCCUUCUCCUCCCCGGCAUAUAGAUAUCCGUCGAGUUCCACCACCGUCACGACGAUGCGCCACCGCCCCAGACGAGCGAUCCUCCGCGAACUCUUCUCUGCUCUGUCGCCGGUCGAAGCGUCUGUCGCGACCCAAAUCAUUCUAAAAGAUUUGCGACCACUGUUGUAUCCCCUACCUGAUGGCCAGACGCACUACACAGCGCUUCUGCUGCAGCACAACAGUAACGCUCUCACGACGCUUACUUUAAGCAAUGCAAUGUAUGCGUGGGAUAAUCGCGGUCGCUUCUCGGCUGCAUUUCGCGUUCGAGCUCGCCUGGCGGAUGCAGCGCUUCUGUAUGAGCAGAUGUGUUUCACUGAUGGGCGUUACGUUCCUCUGAAGCCUCGAGUUGGGGUCGCUGUCCAGAUACCGAAGUGUGUCAAAGGACAAGGCUGUAUUCAGUCUCUGCGUUUGCUAUCCGAGUCGAAGAAGGUCUGGGCAGAGACCAAAUAUGACGGCGAGCGGGCACAGAUCCAUGUGGAAAUCAUCUCGGGUGAGCCACAGAUCACGAUCUACAGCAAGAGUGGACGUGAAUCGACCAUGGACCGCAUUGCAAUUCAUCCGUAUGUCGCUCGGAGGUUUCGUAUAGUCGAGAAAAGCCUCAUGCAAUUCAUUCUCAGGACUAUAUGCGAUGCGUUUCAGCUGAAGUCAGACGCAUCCAGGGUGAAGAAGAACGUGAUCGUUGAAGCCGAGAUGGUUGCGUAUUCAGAUACUCUUGGUCAAUUCUGGAGAAUUCGAAGUCUGAUAGGAAGCACGGCUGUUGGUCCCCGGCAUACCAAACCAUCUAAAGGAGUACCGCUAGAACCUGAGGACGGUGGUUCUCAGUGCUCUCUCGAUUCUAACGCCUCUGAUGACAGCGCGCGUCAUCUGGCUCUCGUUUUCUUCGAUGUUUUGAUGCUGGAUGACGCGUCGCUCCUGGACUCCUCAUACUCCGUGCGGCGCCAGACCCUGGAAUCGAUCGUCCGCGUCAUACCCGGCCAUUCCAUGCUCGCGCAGCGCCAGGCAAUUCCUACCAUACAAAGAUCCCCCAACAAAGACGUUACGCCCGAUAAACAGCUGAGGGAUGCAUUUGCAAGGAACAUUGCCGACCAUCAGGAAGGUCUCGUACUGAAGGCAGACGAAGCGAAAUACAACGAGCGGCAGUUGCCGUGGAUCAAGUUGAAGAGAGAUUAUAUCCCUGGUUAUGGGGACACUGUCGAUCUCGUCAUUGUUGGUGCAGCUUGGGAAAAGGAGCGCGCGAGAGAACUGAGAGUUGCCCCUACUGCAUAUACUACAUUCUAUUUGGGCGUCCUAUCCAACAGAGAAGUCAUGAAAGCCGACCCCCGGAUAUUUCCCCAUUUCGAGGUAUACUUUACGGUGUCGUAUGGAUUGAGCCGAGAAGCACUCGAAGAACUCAACUUCGUGAUCAAGAGCUCUGACUCGAUCGUGUAUACUAAUGAUAACUCUUUGCGUAGCCUCUCCUACCAAUUUAAUCUGUUUGCUGGGAUACCUCGUCCUACUACCCUCCUACGGGAGCCACUGCUAGUGGAGAUCUUUGGCGCCGGUUUCACGAAAGCACCACACAACAGAUUUUAUGAACUUCGUUUCCCCCGACUCACUAAAGUGUAUCGCGCGAGCGAGCGUACCUGGGCAGACGGUAUGACUUUGACAGAGCUUCAAGAAAUUGCACACAAUAUCGUCGGCCGUGACCCGUCCGACAAGGACGUG
This is a messenger RNA of Postia placenta MAD-698-R-SB12, 2025 nucleotides long. RefSeq lists its product as hypothetical. The annotation marks the transcript as partial. Gene Ontology annotation, molecular function: ATP binding; DNA binding; DNA ligase (ATP) activity. Gene Ontology annotation, cellular component: DNA ligase IV complex. Lineage: Eukaryota; Fungi; Basidiomycota; Agaricomycetes; Polyporales; Adustoporiaceae. Gene Ontology annotation, biological process: nucleotide-excision repair, DNA gap filling; double-strand break repair via nonhomologous end joining; DNA recombination. The transcript has 10 exons. The record is from RefSeq and is a predicted model, not a curated record.